AUGGGGCCGAUCAUCGCUGGGGGCGGCUGGGACUACGAGUCAAUCGACAUGAAAAUUGGCGUCUGCACGGACCACCUCGCCAAGAAGUACAACGGUCUGCUGAGCGACCUCGUGGACAUCGACCCACGGGGAGCAUACUUCAGACAGUCCGACCUCCAGAAGGUGUUCAAGGCGAUGUGCGCGUUCAGGAAGUGGGACGACCCCAACGUCGGUACGAUGAAGGUCAGCUACAUGAUUCGGGUCAUGGCCUCGCACCUCAGGCUGAAGUUCGAUCAGUACACUAGCCUGAAGAACAAGACCGACGCCCGUGCGCACCCUGCACCGCUCGUGGCGAUCUACGAAAAGACCAAGCCUGACAGCCCAACACCCACGGCCAAGAAGAACAUUCUCAACCCGUUCAUCUACUACCGCGACAGCGACUUGGACGGCGAAGACGACGAUGAGGACGAAUCGACGAUCGUAAUCGACAAGUGCUUCAACUACACUGAGAUGAAAACCUACGUGCUGCUUUCGGAUGGCUCUCGGGCUCCAGCCGUGAAAUACUCUGCUGUGGCGGAUGGCAUGGUUCUGGCGCACUUCGAAGUGAAAUAUUCCGCUGAGCCGUGGGCGACCGAGCUCCCGAACAGCAGCCUCGCCGAAGAUGGCCUUUCGAUACUGAAGCCCGAAGCUGCAGACUCCACCUUGAAGGUUAAGAAAGGCAAAGCCAAGGGCAAACGCAAAGCCAAGGCCAAAGGCAAAGCCAAACCUCACGAGGCUGGAACGAAACGACCAGCUGCGGCAGCCGAUGUCCUCGAAGAGCCAGCCGAGAAGAAACACACUGGCGACGGCGAAUCAGAGACUCCAGAGAUCUUCAGUGGGACCGAUAUCAUGAACACGCUCCCGCCCAAGGCCAGGAUCACCAACCUCGAGCCUGGCCGCAAAUCCUACACGCUGCCCAAGGCCGACGACGGCGACGCUGCCAUCUCCGUUCUACUCGAAAGGAAUGCGUUCUACAUAAAGCCAGUGUCCGAGGCCCAGUUUGAGAAAACCAGGAACGACGAUUAG
Messenger RNA from Prorocentrum cordatum, 1044 nucleotides. The record is from the annotation of a GenBank genome assembly. NCBI's taxonomy places the organism in Eukaryota, Dinophyceae, Prorocentrales, Prorocentraceae.